AUGCGGUCCGCGGAGGACAGCGUGGCAGGCGUCCAGGUCCCGCAGGGCGCCGGGGGCGGCUUCAGCGCCGCGACCGCCAUGGAGACGGCCGCGGCCUACAACCAGGCCGUCGGCGCCGUGCACCCGGGCCAGGCCAGCGACACCGCGGCCAUGCACGGCAUCACCGUGACCCAGACCGCCGUGCCGGGCGGACGCAUCGUGACGGAGUCCGUGGCGGGCCGAGUCGUGGGGCAGUACUCCGUGGCCGACCCGCCGCCGCCGGUAGAGGAGGACGCGACCAAGAUCACGAUCGGCGAGGCGCUGGAGGCGACGGCGAGGGCCGGAGGUGGGCGCCCCAUCGACCGGGCCGACGCGGAGGCCAUCCGCGCCGCGGAGAUGAGCGCGCACGGGGCGGACGUUGCCAUGCCCGGCGGCCUCGGCGACCAGGCACGGGCCGCGGCGCGCUCAAACGCCCAGGCCACGCGUGACGGCGACAAGAUCAAGCUCGGCGACGUCCUCUCAGACGCGACAGCGAAGCUGCCGGGCGACAAGGCGGCGAGGACCGAGGACGCGACGAGGGCGGUGCAAGCCGAGACUUUCAACGACGCCGAAGCGCGCGCCAAGGCUGGCGGGGUGGGCGCGGCGCUCACCACGGCGGCGAGGCUCAACGAAGACAACGACCUAAGCGACACUUAG
This is a messenger RNA of Miscanthus lutarioriparius, 675 nucleotides long. The record is from the annotation of a GenBank genome assembly. Lineage: Eukaryota; Viridiplantae; Streptophyta; Magnoliopsida; Poales; Poaceae.